GACUCAACUGCUACGACAAUUAUAGCUUUUUCGAAGGUGUGACGAAGCGCCAUGGAGAUGUUACCAGUUGAGAUUUUGGAGACAAUCUUCAAAAACCUCCGCUACAGUGACCUGAAGCAAGCGUCGGCAGUUUGCCACCUUUGGUACAAUGUCUACCAACGGUCAUCGUUCCUGUCCAAGAUGGCGGUCCACUUCAAGAAGGAACUCACACCGGACACGAUUGAACUGUUCCUCAAAAGUGAAUGCCUGUAUCAAAAUAUCUGCUUCACGUCCAUUCCGUUCUACGACGUUUCCAAAUCGAAGCGUAACCUCUGCCGCCAGGAUGUCAUCUACGAGGAUGUCAGGUUUAUCGGUCAACUUCGUCGAUUGCUAUCGAAAUUCGCCGACUCCCUGCAGAUGUUGUCUUUCUGUAAAUGUCACCUGGAACGUAACAGACUUUUCGAAUUUCUUCGCAUGAUACCUGACCUCAUGAGCCUGGAAGUGGAAGAGUGCAUCUUUGCUGGGGACGAUACGGGUCAGACACUUCAGUUGUCGAAGUUGAAGAAAUUUAACUUCAAAUAUCCCGAGGACGAAAUUCAGCGAUUUGAAUCGGGUCAUAUCUACUACAAUAUGGCAAAUAAUCAGUGCUGUUUGGCCAAAUUGAAGGUCCAACUGCUCGUUAAUGAAAUGUUUGGUGACCUAGAUAGCGACUUGUGGGAGCAAGUGAAAGCAGUAGCUCGAAUGGUUAAGCACCACAAGAAAACUAUGAAGUCGUUCAAGGCGGACAGUUUCAAUGAUCCUGCUUUGAAAAAACUUCUGUUUGAUGAUGACGAACUUCAGCUGGAGAAGGUCGUUUUCGGAGAAUUGAAGCUACGGAAAGAUGAUCAAGUGUUCUAUACUUUUGUGGAAAAACAAAGGAAAAUUAAGAAACUGGAAAUUGCAAUUGAAUCCAACCUGGAUGCCAGUAACGAUCAGUACCUGAGGGCCAUCUGUGACAAUUUGGAGCAGUUGGAACAAUUUUACUAUGACAUGUCACGCAACUCCGAUGGUGGUUUGGAGAAUCUUCAGAAACUACGGAAAUUGAAAAAUCUAGUCUUGACCAAAAACCGCAACACAGUAGCUCUGACGGAACACUGUUUCGAUCAGAUCUAUAUGCCUAAUCUCAAGUCCUUGGGCAUAUGCUACAAGGAACUUCAAUUGCCAGCCGUUCGACAGAUACCGAUCAGCUUCCCGAACCUGAAGGCACUCAACCUCAGCGAAUGUGGUAAAGCCGUCAUCGAUGAAACGGUUCAACUCAUCUUCCUAUCGUUACCGGAACUCGAAAGCCUUGAUCUCAGCAAAUGUAAGCAAGUUACCGAAAGGGCUUUUCUGGGAACGACUCGAAUAAGUAGUUUAAGGAAGCUGAAAGAUCUGGUGCUGGAAAAGUGCGAUGGAGUGACGGAUUUGUCGCUAGGAGCAUUUGACAAUCCGGCACUGAAAAGCAUCAGUUUGGCCAUGUGUACCCGGAUUACCAACGUGGGUUGGGAAGCAUUGUGCAGGCAAUGCCCAAAUAUUACCUGGUUGAAUGCUUCACACUGCAGGAACUUUGAUGACGAAUCAGCUAGAAUUGUAGCUACCAUGCUGCGAGAGCUGGAAAUCCUGAACUUGUUCAAGGACUGCUCCCUAACGAAUGCGGCAGUUUAUUGCAUCGUGGAAAACUGCCAAUAUCUGGAGGAUCUCUGUCUCACUAAAUGUCGAGGUGUGAAAAUGAAGAAAGCCGAAUAUUUCGAUGACAAAAUGAACCGCGUCAAUAGAGAUUGCUUGAAAAAUCGAAAACAAACCUUGCCGUAAGUUAAAAGUAU
Molecule: messenger RNA, 1820 nt
Organism: Ochlerotatus camptorhynchus
Lineage: Eukaryota; Metazoa; Arthropoda; Insecta; Diptera; Culicidae
Exons: 3
Coding region: 52-1809 (585 amino acids)
Molecular function (GO): protein binding
Source: RefSeq, a predicted model, not a curated record